AUAGGAAUUAUUUAGCAGAGUUUGAUUUUACAGCUCUCAUUAUUGAGCCAUAACAAUGUCAACCAAAAUUCCUUUACGGCUCCAUGGAUUACCCACAAUAAUAAUUCUGCUUCUGAGCUUGGCACCACCUUCCUCUGGUGCCCUCGAGGUGGGUUUCUACAAGGGAAAAUGUGGCUUUGGAGAUGUCGAAUCUAUCGUGCAAGGCGUUGUCACCGCCGCACUUAAAAGAGAUCGAACUCUCGUUGCUGCUCUUCUGCGUUUACACUUUCACGACUGCUUUGUCUCUGGAUGUGACGCUUCCCUCCUCCUGGAUGGUAGCAAUAGCGAGAAGGAUGCUCCUCCGAACUUGACCGUUCGAGGCUACGAUCUGAUUGAUGCAGUAAAAAUACAGUUGGAGAAGACAUGUCCUGGUGUUGUAUCUUGUGCUGAUAUUAUUGCCAUGGCUACUAGAGAUGUUGUUAAUUGGGCUGGAGGAGGACGAUACAACGUCGAAACCGGACGUCGAGAUGCCUUCCAACCAGCCAAUAUUAUUGAUCUUCCGGGGCCUUCAAUAUCUGUCAAAGACUCAAUUGCAGUCUUCUCCAAAAGAAACCUUAGCGUUACAGAUAUGGUUUAUCUUCUUGGUGGUCACACUGUUGGUGAAUCACAAUGCAUUUUCUUCAAGGAUCGCCUCUAUAAUUACAAGAACACAGGGGGACCCGAUCCGACCAUCGAUGAUCCAUUUUUUCUGAACGAUUUACAAACGCAAUGUCCUGAAGAUUCUGGCGACGAAAACACCGUAUUUCUCGACCAGAACCGUAUGAGUUCUUUCAUCGUUGACAACUCGUUCCAUAGGCAGAUAUCGCGACAAAGAGGAAUACUGGAAAUUGAUCAACAACUUGCUUUGGAUCCGUUAACAAAGGAUUUGGUGUCGAAUGUGGUGUUCCGAUCCGACUUCGGCUUCAAGUUUGGACAAGCAAUGAUCAAAAUGGGAAGAAUUCAAGUGCUUACCGGCUCUCUAGGGGAGAUUAGAAGUACAUGUGCGGCUGUUAAUUGAAUUUAUGAUGGAAUAUUAUUAAGAUCAUCAUAUUCACAUCCCCUACUCUCUAAUAAGUUCUUCCCAUCUCUUGUACCGUCGUCCUAAUCUCUUUUGUGUGAAUUUUUUUCAUUUGUUCAUAUAACUUUUAAUUUCAAUUUUACCAAUUCAAUAUUAAUCACGAAGUACUUAGGAUGACAA
Molecule: messenger RNA, 1216 nt
Organism: Cucumis melo (muskmelon)
Lineage: Eukaryota; Viridiplantae; Streptophyta; Magnoliopsida; Cucurbitales; Cucurbitaceae
Product: peroxidase 60
Exons: 4
Coding region: 56-1036 (326 amino acids)
Biological process (GO): hydrogen peroxide catabolic process; response to oxidative stress
Cellular component (GO): plant-type cell wall; plasmodesma
Molecular function (GO): peroxidase activity; heme binding
Source: RefSeq, a predicted model, not a curated record